This is a messenger RNA of Porites lobata, 935 nucleotides long. Lineage: Eukaryota; Metazoa; Cnidaria; Anthozoa; Scleractinia; Poritidae. The record is from the annotation of a GenBank genome assembly.
GGAGAAUGCCGAGGUGGCGAAUGCAAAACUUUCUGCGAAGCGAGGGGUCUGCAGCCUUGUAAGUGUUCAAGUGAUGAAGACGUCUGUAAAGUUUGCUGUGAAAAAGGAGGAAUUUGUAGACCCUACAGAAACAACGACACUGGUGUUACGUUCGAUAUCAACGACGGUCGGUCUUGCCAAAGAGAAGAAGUGCAGGGAUCCUGUGUGCUGGUACUGUGAUUAAGGUCCACCAUGUUAGUGGCUUACUAGCUGAUUUGUGAUUGGUUGGAGAAUAUCGCGCCUUUUCUCGACCGAUCAGAAGUAGAACCAUAACUAAUGUUGACUUAUUAGCGCGCGAUUUUCUCCGCCCAAAGUUGAGUAACAAUCCAUCCUUCUCCUGAGAAUGUACCCAUGUUAGCUCUUUCUUUUAGGUUGGUCACUGCCUCUCUCUGUUUGUCUUAGCAAACUGGAAGGAUCACGACAAAUAACACCAAGCGACCGUGCAGUGCGAGGGGUUAGGGAUAGACUGUAGGCUGGUCAGAGUGCUGUGUAAACAUUCUGCAUUUUUUUUCUUCCCAACAGCGCGCGCUCUCAUUGGUAACUUCGAGGUCACAUGACAUCCAACCAUGAAAGUGUUUCCCGCCAAAAUUCUCUGAGCGGGCAACAUUGCAAAAUCUAUGAAGUCAGAGUGUAACAGUGCACUGUUACCCGCGAAUGUUGACCAACGACCGCCAUUACAGCCAGGUUUGGUGAAUUUCCAGCUUCGCCUCUGGAAACAGAGAUUCUCGGGAAACAAAAUUAACUGUUUCCCUCGAGUCUAGUCAUUAAGUGUUUGAUAUGUAACGCAUAGCAAACCUUCUCUAAGUCCCCACAUUCUCACGCAGGUCGUUGUUUACCUCACCUAGGGUCGUUGCCGGAAAUAUGCAUCUCAAGAUGUUGCCGUGAGACUCUGGACA